GGAGGGAAGGAGGAGGAAGAGGAGGAGGAGGAGGAGGAGAGAAGAUGGCGGCGCUGGGGGAGCCUGUGCGCUUGGAGAGAGACAUCUGUCGGGCUAUUGAGUUGCUAGAAAAGUUGCAGAGGAGUGGAGAGGUGCCCCCACAAAAACUACAGGCUUUGCAAAGAGUCCUUCAAAGUGAGUUCUGUAAUGCAGUAAGGGAGGUAUAUGAACAUGUAUAUGAGACUGUGGACAUCAGCAGUAGCCCAGAAGUGAGAGCUAAUGCUACAGCCAAGGCCACUGUUGCUGCCUUUGCUGCCAGUGAAGGUCACUCCCAUCCUAGAGUUGUUGAACUACCAAAAACAGAAGAAGGGCUUGGAUUCAACAUCAUGGGCGGCAAAGAGCAAAAUUCUCCAAUCUAUAUAUCCCGAAUUAUCCCAGGUGGUAUUGCUGAUAGACACGGGGGAUUGAAGCGUGGAGACCAGCUUCUUUCUGUAAACGGAGUGAGUGUAGAAGGGGAACACCAUGAAAAAGCUGUGGAACUGCUGAAAGCAGCUCAAGGGAAAGUUAAACUGGUUGUACGAUACACACCCAAAGUCCUGGAAGAGAUGGAGUCACGGUUUGAAAAAAUGAGAUCAGCAAAGCGCAGGCAACAGAAUUAAUAUUGUACAUAUAACUUAUGGAUAAGCAUGACUUUUGUCUGCUCCACUCAUGGAAAAUGAUUUUGUAGUUUAAAAGAUGUUAAUUUUGUUAAUCCUUAAAUCUUUUACAAGUUUGUCUUGAACAUCCUAAUGCUUCCUCAGAAGAAAAGUUUACACGGGCAUUUGAAACUAUGUCGUUUUUACAGAUGCUUCUUUACAGUUCAAACCUGUAAUCAUCAAAAGAAAUUAGUAAACUGAUUUUUUAAAAAAUACACUUUAAUAAGCUAUUUUCAGCAUUUGUAACAUCUGUUUUUCUAGUAUUUUUCCCAUUAGGUAUUGUUUAAAACUGGAAAUCUUUAUUUUUGGGUACAGAUAUAAAGCAGGUCUUAUUCUUCUUGGCUCUGAAACAUGUAUCAUCUCCAUGCAGGUAGUCAUAAUUUUAUAGUUAAGUACAAUUUGUACUUUUGAUGAACAAGUUUCUAUGCAUGUUCUAGAUCAUAACUUUAUACUGUUAAUGACAUCUUAAACACUUUCUUACCUCUUUUGUGAAUAAUUUGUAGCAGGCUUUUAUUUAAUGUUUCAGUGACUGACAACUGAGCAGCAAUCAUUCCUGUUAUUUAUACAUACAUUUGUAGUAACCUCUCAACAACUGAAGAAAUAUCAAAACUGUGUAUUUAUAUUUAGUAAGCGAAAGGUUGCAUGCAGUGUAGAAAAAAAAGUUUAUACUUAUUCCUGAAUUUCUCUUGUCUUGUAAUUUACUUUAACCGUGUCUGCUUGUAUCGUUCAUGGAGGAUUAGGCCAUCAAAAGCUAGUAAUGAUGAUGGCUAUAUAUUAUUGGCAGCAGAGGAGCUUGGAGAGCACAGGCCAAAGGAUACCAUUGCACACAGCUUCCUGAUUCUAGAUUUCCCUUACAGACCAGGUUGGCCAUUUUGGGAACAGAAUGCUGGAUCAGAUAUGCCUUUGGUCUGAUCCAGGGCUGCUCUUAUGUUUCCAGUGAUGGUAGAUGUGGCCUACAUCAUGUCUCUUGUUUAUUCCUUGUCAGAGCAUAAGUUCUAUGAAUAUGCUUUUUUGCUAUUUUUAUAGUGACAUAGAAACACUAAUAGAUUUCAGGCAUUCUUUUGUAAAAGUUCAAAGCAAGCAAGACACUCUGUAAGAAAGGAGGACACUCCUAGCUCAAAUGCGUAGAAUUCUGAAACAUAGUUUUUCGCCUGGGCUACUCUUGCAGUCCUGUAAAGAAUUUGGGAAUUGACUAUCAGUGCACCAUAGUAACGGAUGAAAAAUUGGCAAAUGGGUGGGGUGUUAGAAAAUUCCCAGUUUAUUACAAAAUCCUUUCAGGAUUCUAGGAUCCAAAGUAGACCUCAGAAGUACUUUUUUGCAGACAGUCUGUUCAAUUAAGGUAUGGAUUUUGCUUUGAUUAUUCAAACUGAAAAAUAGUUUAUAUUGACCCCUAUCAACUGCUCAUAUUUUCUGAAUUUCUCAUAGAUCUCUGGCUAUUAAGCAGUGUAGAAAUGGACAAUAUUAUUCUCGACUGUGUAGUACCCCAACCUCUAGCUAGAAGGUGCUCUACCUCAAAACACCGAACUCAGUCUGCACUUACCUCUGCUUUUGUAGAUUGCACUGGCAAACAAAAAACAUUUUGCGUCAUGAUUUUCAGCUGAGCCCUGGCCAGUAGAAACGCAUAUAUGGGCUAUCGGAAAUAUGUCAGCAGCUGAAGCAGUUUUAUCUCCUGGCUGUUGCUACUAAUCUGGUUACUAAAAAGUCAGGAAGCUUGUCAGGCCUGUGUUUGCUGUAGAAUUCUGGAUAUGAGCUAGCCGAAAACUGGUGAUGGAUAUGGUGUCCUGUUCCAUUUUAAGCUGUGUUCUUGAAAUUCCCAUGUCAUAAUCAAGGAUUAGACAUUUGAACCUUAUUUAAACUGAGCACUGCUUAGCUAGAGGGAGCUCUACUGUUUAACUAUGGGGGCUUGUCAGCUACUUACAGCUGUUUAAAACUAGCUGCCAAUCUAGAAUUCUUACAGCAGAUGUUUUGAGCCAUGACAACAUUUUGCUGGGGUUUCAGCCAUUAAAAAAGUGGAUGGUUCAGUGGUAUAAAACUGAGCCUGCAACCCAGUCUUUACUGUGUUAUUCAGAAAUAAGCAACAUGGGUUUUGCUGGGAUUUAUUUCUGAAUAAUUGUGCUGAGAAUGGUAGCCUCAGGGCUGCAUCCAGUAACACAUGAGUGAAUAUCCACUCAGGCAUUAAAACCUCCCCUUCUCUGAAGCAAAUGUAGGAGGAUGCAAGCAUGAACGAGGAAUCUGGUUUGCUGGUAGGCAGACAACUUUGGAAACAGCCCAUGCUUGACAAUAUCAACCAGUUUUCGUCAUUUUGUUUUUCUUCCAUUACCCUGUUAUGUUUUAAUUCAGCUUCAGGUCAGUGUGUUUAUCUCUUCUAACAUAGCAAUAUCCUAGUGAUAAGUAAGAGAGUACUUGUUUUCCUUUCCACAGAACCCCUGUAAAGAACAUUUCCAUUAGGCAGUAGAUCCCUGCUUCUGUCCUUUUCCCAAGUAUUCUUGCACUUAUGUCCCCUAUGGAUUAAAAACCAAGAAUCAAAGCCCUACAUAGCAUUAUUUUAAUUGUCCACUAGAUGUCAGUAUUCAGCUGGAAAUGCAUUUGAGUCGUUAUGAGCAAGUGUCCUGUAACAAAUGUCUGAAGAACUAGAAUUACAGUACAUGCAGUCAAAUAUAAGCAAAUAUCAGUAGAUUUUUGCUUUCUAAUCACAGAAUAAAAAUUAUUAGUCAGGAUGAUCAUGUUGAAAAAUGAAGAGACCUAGUAGGGUUGGUACAAAUUUUCUGAACAUUUAGCUAUCACAAGCCUUCCUGUAACAGCAGAAUGUUAGUUAGAAUGUUAGAAACUCAACAACUGUAUGAGUUUCUUUAGUCUUUUAAUUAUGACUGAGCACUGAACUGCAUCGUUUAACCUUGUAGCCUGCUGCAGGAGGCAAGAAGUAGAAUCAUGUUAUUGAAUUGUAUAUUUUUUAUGGAGCAAUUGAUAUUUAAAGUAUUGAGACCAAAAAUAGUUGGGCCAAUCAUGAAGUAUUUUAAUUGUAUGAUAAUAGAUUUGUGUUGGAGCUUCCUCUAUUUCUAUAUUUUUUAAAGAAUGAAAUAGGAUCAAUUAAAGACUACUAUAGAGUUUGUUCUCCUAAUGUUUAAUGGAUAUAGCGAUGUGUUCCAUUACUCUAAAAAGUAGUUUGGGCUAGCCAGGGCUGCUGUAGAAAAGUAAAUUGAGUACAGACUUAGAGUUAUGUGACGGUAAAUCCCAUUCAAUUCUUCCCUUUAAGACUUUACUUCUCAAUAGACAUGUACAGGUUUUCCCAGUUAGGGAUUUUUAUUCUCAAGUCCACCUUUUGGAUUCAGCAAACCUCCAGAACCUAUUGGAUUUAAGUUAUGAUAGGGAGGAUGACAGAUAGUAGGAAAGUAUUUGUUGCCUCCAGUCUUACAAAAUAGCCAUAAUCAUUGCUUAGAACCGGAGUGAGAUUGGGGCUGAAUUAAUUUUGUGUGCCAUCAGAUCACUAGAAACUCUGAAAGAGUCAAAAAGAGUCUUAUGUAUAUUCAGUCUUUUUUGUUUGUUGCUCCAGUCCAUGAAAUUUCGUAAGUGGAUCUUGAGACCAGGUUGAAAGCCAAUAUUUUAAAGUAAGAUUAAAUUCUUUACAGAAUUAAGAAAUGAACAUAAGUAAUACUACUGAGCAGGUGCAGUUCUAUAUUGUAUUGGCGUGUGCACAUAAGCAAUAAUUAAUAACCAGCAGAUUCAAAUUAAUACUGUGUGUGUAGUCUCUAUGUUCUUAUUGCUGCUUGAGGGCCCUGUGGUGAUUCUGAUUUUGUUUUUGGAAUGGGAAAAUAAAGAAUUGAACCUUCA
Molecule: messenger RNA, 4502 nt
Organism: Sceloporus undulatus (fence lizard)
Lineage: Eukaryota; Metazoa; Chordata; Lepidosauria; Squamata; Phrynosomatidae
Gene: LIN7C
Product: lin-7 homolog C, crumbs cell polarity complex component
Exons: 5
Coding region: 45-638 (197 amino acids)
Biological process (GO): maintenance of epithelial cell apical/basal polarity; protein localization to basolateral plasma membrane; neurotransmitter secretion
Cellular component (GO): basolateral plasma membrane; MPP7-DLG1-LIN7 complex; synapse
Molecular function (GO): L27 domain binding
Source: RefSeq, a predicted model, not a curated record